Messenger RNA from Vigna umbellata (rice bean), 1826 nucleotides. RefSeq names its product ADP-ribosylation factor GTPase-activating protein AGD5-like. Gene Ontology annotation, molecular function: GTPase activator activity. The record is from RefSeq and is a predicted model, not a curated record. Lineage: Eukaryota; Viridiplantae; Streptophyta; Magnoliopsida; Fabales; Fabaceae.
UUUCUUCUUAACAGGAGCGAGGCUUUCAGUUUAGUGAGAGAGUGAAAGACAGAGAGGAAAGAGUGUGAAAAGACCAAAUUGACCUCGGAUCUUCUUCUUUCCUCUCUCGCUUAGCUUCUUCUGCUAACUUUCUCGCUCCUAUUCGUUUCCUUGUUCUUCUGGAACCUUCCACCAUGAACGGUAAGGCUAACGUCACCAAAGAACUCAACGCUAAGCACAAGAAGAUACUGGAAGGACUUCUUAAAUUACCAGACAAUAGAGAAUGUGCUGACUGCAAAGCUAAAGGUCCCAGAUGGGCUAGUGUAAAUCUUGGCAUCUUUAUAUGUAUGCAGUGUUCGGGAAUACAUCGAAGUUUGGGUGUGCAUAUAUCAAAGGUUCGUUCUGCAACCCUGGACACUUGGCUUCCAGAGCAAGUUGCAUUCAUUCAAUCAAUGGGAAACGAGAAAGCAAAUAACUACUGGGAAGCAGAAUUACCACCAAAUUAUGAUAGAGUUGGAAUUGAGAAUUUCAUUCGUGCAAAGUAUGACGAGAAGAGAUGGAUUCCAAGAGAUGGGAAUCCAAAAACACCUUCUGGAUUGCGGGAAGAAAGAAGUCCUUCACAUUGGCAGAGGCCUGGGGAGAGAAGUGGUCAUAAUGUUGUUUCUGAAAAAACUUUUGAGGGAAGGAAGAAAUUCCAACCGUCAAAUGCAAUUCCUGCUACACGAAACAGUGUUCCUGCUCCUGCUCCUCCAAAAGCACCUGAGCAAGUAACUCCUCCUAUUACCAAACCUCAGCCUGUUGAGAAAGUGGAACCAUUAGCACCACAGCCACAAGCUGAAUCUUCAAAGCAGGCUAUGGAUGCAGCUCAAAAUACCCCUCCAAAAGUUGACUAUGCUACAGACCUUUUCAACAUGUUGUCUAUGGAUGUCCCGAAAGAAAAUGGCUCUGAGUCGGCCAGUACAACUACUGAUGAUAAUCUCUGGGCAGGUUUUCAGUCUGCUGCAGAGGUGUCAACAGCUGAGAAGACUAGUCCGCCGCCAAAAGUAGCUGAUAAUAGUGCUCUGUCUGCAGCUGGUAUUGAGGAUCUUUUCAAAGAUUCACCUAUGAUGCCAAGCUUAACUCCAGAAAAGCCACAGAAAGAUGUUAAAAAUGAUAUAAUGAGCCUCUUUGAGAAGGGCAAUAUGGUGUCUCCAUUUUCUAUGCAUCAGCAGCAGCUUGCCAUGCUACAGCAACAGUCUCUUCUAAUGGCUGCUGCAGCUAAAUCUUCUGGUGGGGAUCUCAAGUAUCCUGCGGGCAUACAAGAACCUAGACCAAAUGUUCCUGUGCAAAGUUGGCCAGCUACUGGCUACUCGAUUUCUGGAGCAUUGCCCAUGCAGGUGCAGAUUACGAACAUGACCCCAGCACAUUUUGCUGGGAGCUCUGUACAAUAUCAACCAUCUAGUUUCUAUGGUAUGGGGCAAGUUCCACCUCCAGUUAACGGUGUGAUGGCGACAAUGGGAGCCAGUAAACCCCAGUCAGGAGCUCCAGUGUCAUCUAGUACUACACAGUCAGCGAAGGAUUAUGAUUUUUCCUCCUUAACACAGGGGAUGUUUGCUAAACACUGAUAGGUGUUUUUUAUUGGGCAAUUCCGGCUGUCAUAUACCAUAGAAGAAGAUUAGUAAAUUUAUAUGAACUGCGCUUUCUUUUCUCAUUUUCCCCAUGACCUGUCCGUGGGUUGUAAUCCAUUUGUAGAGCUAGUUCAGGUUUUCCCAGUUUGUUUAUUUCAGGCGAUUGCUUCAUUUGUAUCCUAGUUCUAUUCACUAUUUAUUCACAAUAAAAAAAAGUUAGUGAUAUUAAUUAUAUAUUCA